Molecule: messenger RNA, 5687 nt
Organism: Patella vulgata (common limpet)
Lineage: Eukaryota; Metazoa; Mollusca; Gastropoda; Patellidae
Product: 77 kDa echinoderm microtubule-associated protein
Exons: 21
Coding region: 384-4661 (1425 amino acids)
Biological process (GO): microtubule cytoskeleton organization; intracellular signal transduction
Cellular component (GO): mitotic spindle
Molecular function (GO): microtubule binding
Source: RefSeq, a predicted model, not a curated record
AUUGCACAGGGUUUGAUAUUAGUUUUAAAAAAAAUGUUAUUUCUAAUAUUGUGAUUUUCUCAGUUUUGUGGUUCAUCUGGUUUUGUUUUAUAUGUGGUGUUAGUGUUAUUCGUGAAGUGUUAUAUCGUUAAGAUCGUUUUAUUUUUCAAACGAGAUACAGAUUAUGCCGUAUUGUGCUACAAAAAGAAUUGUAUCAUAGACCACCGUAAUUCCUUGAAUAAUAUCUGUUGUUGAAUAUGAAUUAUUAAUAUUAUGAUUAAUGGGCUGAAUUGGAUUGUGUGAAAAUAUUGUUUUAUAUAAAAUAUUACUUCAUUUAAUAUGAAUGACGUAUCAGCUAUCUUGUUAUAGUUUGAUCUAUAAAGUUGGACAUAUUUCAUAUAACGAUGACAUCAUCUACAAAGACAAGUGCAAUAGUCAAUGGUAAUGAUGUCUUCCGGUUACAGAACCUGAGUAUGCAUUUAGGUGCACCAGCAGACGACAGACGUCUAAAACCACCAGCAUUAGACCUUAAAUUCAGUAAGGAUUCCGAAGAUUUCAUAAAAUCAGGGAGUGACGAGGAUUAUCAGGGACAUUAUCCGGCAUCACCAAAAAAGGCCGCAAAAAGGGAUAUUGGAAUAAAACAAAUGACUCAUCCGGAAAUUAAUAUUAAACCUGCAAAAAGUCAUAAAGUCCACAAAAGACAUAAAUUGAGUGGACAUAAGAAACAGCGAAGGAAACAACGUCAUGGUUCUGAAGCCGACUCAGAAACAGAAAGUGAUGCCAAUACCAUAAGGCACAACUCGCGACCUCCAAGGAAACCUUAUCGAAAUUACAAAGACUACUAUGACUCAGAGACACAAGAGAUGGGGAACGAUCCACGUUCAUUCCAUCAUGCAAAGCGUCAAUCCCGAGCACAUAUCUUGAGUCGAGCGGAGUUGCUCUUAGAUCGUCGGAAAAGUUAUCCGUAUGCAAAAUCUGAUAUUGAUGUUGACUCCCCUCUUCCUGAACUGGACACUGGACGAUCUAUGAGUUUAGGCAACCCAAGCCCCCUCCCACGCGAUACUUUGAACGGACUGUCGCGUCUUGCCGUGGACGGUUACAAACCACAAGUCUUCAAACCCCAGCCGCCAUUGUAUGGAUUCCAAGACAAGGAUAUGAACUCUCGUUCGUCAUUUUAUCCACCCCAAAUUAAAGUCCAACAACCCUCGCAAUCGUCAUUUAAUGCGUCAUCAGUAAUCAAACCGUACGAACCUCAGGAAACAUUGUAUAAACCUAAUACAAAUCAAGAGAUAUCACAGGCCGCGGGAUCUAAAGUUUACCAAUAUGGCAAUACAUAUUAUUCUUACAAAGAAAAUAAAACGAACAAUAAGCCACCACCUUCUCAAAAUCUAGUUGGCAAUAUAACAAUGAACGCAUUGUGGAAUCUCCAAAAAGAAACGAAAAAUGAACGAACUAAUAUGAAUAAUCUAACCCCCGGACAAGGAAUAUUGUCGUUAGCUGGUCAUUGGGAUGAUUUGGAACAAAGUACUGUAAUUGAGACGGUCCGUUCUUCGUAUAGUGUACGAGAUAAUAACGAUAUUGGCAAUAAAAGAACAGGAUUAAAGUCAUUUCGAAGCAUGCAGAAACAAAGACGUUCUGAAAAUGGUUAUGAAUCGAAUGGUUCAUCUCAGAUUUUGAGCGACGACGAAGACGACGAAAGAGGCUUUGACGGCGGUGAAGUUAUUUACUCGACGUCUGAAGCACCAAUGAAUGACGAACGAAGAUAUGAGGAAUUGCGUCAGAAAGACAAACAAGCAGGAGAUGGUGCGAAAGACCAGCAAGAAAACGGUCUAGGCAAGAAAGGCAGGAGAGUUAUCUUCUUCAGAAAUGGCGACCCUAACUUUAAAGGAAAAGAAGUGCUUAUUAAUCAGAGGAAUUUCCAUAAUUAUGAAAAAUUAUUGGUUGAACUGAGCGAGACAAUACCCACGCCUACUGGUGUAAAAUAUAUAUUCAGUUAUCCACAAGGCAACGAGGUCAAAUCUUUACUGGAUCUAGAAAAUGGCCAGGCGUAUAUUGUAUCGUCUGUUAAUAAAUUGAAUAAAUCAGUCAGCUACGGUAGAUCCAGAGAGAAUUAUUGGCAGAACAGUCGACUUAAUCACGAUGAUCUGCAUCUUUUUAAAGGUCCGGAUAGUAAACCAGACUCCACGACAAAUAAUGCUCCUAAAGCCCCCAUGGUUGUUACUAUCAUAGGCAAUCUGAAACGCGAUAGUAAAUACAAGAUGUUACUCAAUCCCCAUUCAGAAAGAAACUUUGAAUACUUGCUUGAAGACAUAUCCCAAAUGGUUACCAUUGAGCAACCUCCAUUGCAGAGUUUAUGGACAUCGACAAAACCCAUGGAAAAGAUUGAAAGUUUUUCGGCGUUAAAAUCAUAUGUAAAGAGUAACCACACAGAAUUUUUGGCCGUGGGCCAGGAGGGGGUACCAAUGGAAAUGGAAACGGCAAAGAAAGGUCAAUUACCAAAUAGGCAUUCAAGUAACGAAUCUUUAAAUGGAAAAAAGAAACAAACAAACGGGGGAAGGACACCUACCCUGGAGAGAAGAACCAAUACAUCACAGAACAAUUUUACAGCUGCAUCAAACGGUGUAGAUGGUUCACGAAAAAAGGGAUCCUUUAAAGAGAAAAGAUGGACAGAUACGACGAGAAUCCCAGUUAAGGGCAAAGCAAGGGAGUUUCAUGCACCAUCUGUACCCGAUCCUGAUGACGAUGGUAAAGAACCUAACAUGAAUCUGACACUAGAUUGGGUAUAUGGUUUUCGGGGUCGUGACGUUAGAGAUAAUCUAAUAGUAUUAAAGACAGGUGAAAUAGUGUAUUAUGUUGGAGCUGUUGUCGUCAUCUACAACAGAAAAGACGACACACAACGUCAUUACCUCGGUCAUAACGAGGAGGUCACAUGCAUCGCAUUACAUCCUGACAAAUGUAUAAUUGCAACGGGACAACUAGGAGGCAAAUCAGCGGACUGUGCACCACACGUACGUAUCUGGAAUGGUAUAACAUUGAGUGAUAUUGACGCUAUUGGUUAUGACUUUUUUAAUGGAACUGUUAUUACUGUGGCUUUCUCAGCUCAGAGUAAAGGAGCAUUGUUGAUGGCUAUUGAUGACAGUGAUAAACAUGUUCUUAGUGUCUGGGAUUUAUACCCCGAUGAACAACCCCGAUAUGAACAGCUCCGAUAUGACCAGCUCCGAUAUGAAGAACCCCGAGCUAAGCGACUUGCUUGGACUACAACCACACCAAACACAGUAACAUCGGGUAGUUUCUAUCCUGAUAAUGAUCAAAUUAUUAUUACAUAUGGUAAAGAACAUGUAUUUUUCUGGAAACUAUUCUGGAAACAAGAUGAAAAUGAAGAUGUCUAUAGAAUUCUCAAAGAUAAGCUAAGUGGGAAAUUUGAGGAUGGAGCACCCAAACUUGUAACAUCUAUAUGUUUUACUCCAACUGGUGAUGUUUUAACAGGAGAUUCUGAUGGCUCUAUAGUUGUAUGGGAAAAACAGUCUGAUGAAAGCUUUAAAUUUAACCGAAAUCUAUCAGAUAAAAUGAAAAAUGCACACAGGAAAUCAGUGAAUUCUCUAUUUAUGAUGGAUUAUGGACCUCUACUGUCAGGUGGUGGUAAUGAAUUAAAAGCCUGGGAUCCAAUGGGCGAUUUCAGACAAGUCAAAGUUAGAAUGUUACCUGAAGUAGCUGGUAAUGUAAGAGCUAUUGUACCACGCAACAAUGGUGGUCAGGAUGGCAAUCUUUUAAUAGCUACAACGAAAUCAUGUAUUCUGGAGGGUUCCAUGCAGCAUAAGUUUAGAUUUGUAAUACAGGGUAAUAGUGAAGAAAUCUGGGCUAUUGCAAGUGUUCCGAAUGAAGCCUCGUUUAUUACCGCAGGUCAUGAUCAACUUGUAAUGAAAUGGUCAACUGUCUCACAUGCUAUUAUGUGGCGAGUACAAAGUGAUACACCAUGUGUAUCUGUGGCUGUUUGCCCAAAAGGUAUUCUAGUAGCUGUUGGUACCAGUAAUGGCCGCCUGCUUAUUCUAAAAGCUGAGGAUGGUUCACAAGUCACAACUACACAAGUUGGUAAAGCCCAAAUAAAUGCUGUGAACUUCAGUCCAGACAGCAAUAUGUUGGCUAUUGGUGGAUAUGAUGGUUUUAUACAUGUUUUUACAAUCAACAGUGCUGGUCAGUUCUUUAAAACACACUCAGCAGCUCUAAAGAAUAGCGUUGCAUUUGUGAGUCAGAUCGAUUGGUCAUGUGAUAACCGUUAUCUACAAACGGUUCUUGAAAACUAUGAACUAGUAUAUUGGGACAUUGAAAACAUGCAGAAAGUGAAAAAUGCACGGACAAUGAGAGAUGUUGAUUGGUUUACUCAAACAUGUAGUGUUGGUCACUCAUUAAUAGGUCCAUGGAGUAAUCUGGAAGGUAAUGAAGUUAUAAAUGUGGCUGCACGUUCAGACUCAAGAGAAUAUCUUGUAUGUGGUGACAACAGAGGGAGAAUACGUCUCUACAAAUAUCCCAGUUCAAGACCAUCGUCGUUGUUCAGAAAUCUGAAGGUCUAUUCUAAUAAUGUGACAGCUGUUACCUUUGCUACAUCUGACAGAUGUGUUGUAGCCAGUGGUGGAAAUGAUGCAGCCUUGUUCCAGUGGUCUUUAACAAAUCGUAGUUCAUAUUAAUGAUAAAAAACUUAAUUAAUUCACUGAAAUAUGUAGAUUAAUAUUUUAAUCCAUCAUUUCGUUAGUUUUGUAUAAUUUUAUCAACAUCUAUAUAGAUACUUUUGUGCCUUUUAAUUAACCAGUUUGUGUAUUAUGUGCCUAUUUUUUUUUCGAGCUAACUGUUAUACUUAAUAUUUUUGAAAACCUAUUCCGAUUUUAAAUUAAUUAUCUAUUUUAACAAACAAAUGUUUUUAACAAAAAAAAUGUUUUUCUUUAUUUUAAAAGAAUAGCACAAACUGUUUAAUAGAGUAUUUUCUACUGUAAAUGGAUAUUGUACAAAUCUAGUCAUUGCACAAAAUGUUGUUUAACUUAUUGUAUAUUUUAUGUAUGUAUUUUACAUCAUUAGAAGUAACCUGUGAUAUAUAACUUUCCUAUUGCUUUUAUCAGGUAGCAGUAAAACAAGCAAUGAACAAUAAGUAUACUGAUGGAUAUGCCUAGGUCUGAACUGUUAACAUUGAUGUCAUAUUUAGAGGGUGCAUAACUUUUUUUCUUUGGACCCUUAAAAAAUACGAAAAUGGGUCUAAAAGUGUAUAUUAAUGUAAUAUGAGAGUACAUGUAUAUUAAGUGAUUUACAUUCACUUUUUAAAUAUUGUAAUUUCUAAUCAGUUAUGAAAUAACUUAUGAAAUACUUAAACAGUGCAAAUUGAAUGACAGUCCUUUGUACCUGCUUAGUCCAUUAUAUUGUUGUUUGUGAAUCAGCCAUUUUCAAUUAAUUCCAAAUUGUCUUCUUGGAUAUGUUUUUCUUUGUUCAUUACAAAUGACACUAGAAAUCAUUAUGUCCAUAGAGUACUUAAAUUUCUGUACUGAUUUUAAAAUGUUCCCUGUGUCUUAAAUAUUGGAUCCCAUAUUUUUAUGGCAAGAUAACAACAUCGAUUUUGAUAGAAAUGAACCAAUAUUGAAUUCUAAUUUAAUUUUGAAUAUUAAGAUAAUAUUGAGUUAAAGAGAACAGGAGUGUCACCCAAAAACUGUGAUUAUAUUAUGGAAUCA